Messenger RNA from Gloeophyllum trabeum ATCC 11539, 534 nucleotides. RefSeq names its product S13-like H2TH domain-containing protein. Gene Ontology annotation, biological process: translation. The coding region runs from base 1 to 534 and encodes 177 amino acids. The transcript has 2 exons. Lineage: Eukaryota; Fungi; Basidiomycota; Agaricomycetes; Gloeophyllales; Gloeophyllaceae. Gene Ontology annotation, cellular component: mitochondrion; small ribosomal subunit; ribosome. The record is from RefSeq and is a predicted model, not a curated record. Gene Ontology annotation, molecular function: RNA binding; structural constituent of ribosome.
AUGGUGCAUGUUCUGGGGGUUAACCUCCCCGACAGACAGUUGGCACGGUUUGCGUUGACGCACUUCUAUGGCAUCGGACCCAAGGUGUCCCAUCGCCUUUGCGCCAGACUACAAAUUCACGACAAAUGCAGAAUCCGAGACUUGACCGCGAACCAGAUCACCUCUCUGACCGCGUUCCUGUCUUCACCUUCAACCGCACCGCCCGUGCCUAGGUUCCCUCUCGCUUCGCCAGACUUCCUGCCACCCCCUCCCUCCACACCGGUGCAGCAGCUGAAAGCUCCAGAGAUUCCGAAAGAUGUCAAGGCGAAGCCUUCAGGACGGCAUAACGGGAACAGGUUCCACGCAGAUCCACUCCAAGGUCUGAAGAUCGAAACGGACCUCCGAAGGGAGGUGCGCGAAAACAUUGCCCACCAGCGUAUGAUCGGCAGCUACGUCGGUAAACGGCAUGCCAUGGGCUUGCCCGUCAGAGGUCAAAAUACGCAGACCAAUGCCAGUACGGCACGAAAGCUCAACAGGAUUGAGCGUUAUGCUUAG